AUGGUAAGGCAGCUACGGUGGCUAGAGGCGACGAUGGGGGUGGAUGAUGAUGAUACAUUCAACGCCGACGACGAGGAAAAGAAUAAAGGAAACUGCAAGGAUUCAACCUCCUUUUUUUCUGCAUAUAUAAACCAUUCCCCCAAUUCAAUCUUAAUUCAUCGUCUCCUAUCAUUGCAAACAUAUAACCAAAUCAAAUCGAUCAGUUCAUAUUCAUCAAACAUGAAUUCCAUCUUCAGUUGUUUCGAUGCUUUAUCUGCGGAAAUCAUGUGUCAAUCUUUGGGUUCCUUUAGAAUCAAGAAUCCUGGUUCUACCAUUCAAGAUGAUCAAAAGAAGGUGACGCCGGAGACAACCAAGAACGCCGAUUGUCGCCGGAGUAAAAGGGGUUCCGGUGCUCGUUGGGCGCCGGAAUUGGAUGGCCUUCAUUGCUUUGAGUCUCUGGUUUUUCAUUAA
Messenger RNA from Lactuca saligna, 450 nucleotides. The record is from the annotation of a GenBank genome assembly. NCBI's taxonomy places the organism in Eukaryota, Viridiplantae, Streptophyta, Magnoliopsida, Asterales, Asteraceae.